Messenger RNA from Drosophila albomicans, 9966 nucleotides. It is a transcript of the gene bark, whose product is annotated as protein bark beetle. The record is from RefSeq and is a predicted model, not a curated record. NCBI's taxonomy places the organism in Eukaryota, Metazoa, Arthropoda, Insecta, Diptera, Drosophilidae. The coding region runs from base 224 to 9724 and encodes 3166 amino acids. The transcript has 12 exons. Gene Ontology annotation, cellular component: membrane.
CGACGCGGCCGAACAGACGUGUGUGCGCAUAAAGCCAAAACAUUUUGAUCUCAACGGUGCUUUUUUUUGCUGUUCGCUCUUCUUCUUCCACGCUCUCCGUUGUGUGUGUGUGUGUCCUUAACUGCCAUAAGAGUGUGAAAAGCAAUGCAUAAUAUUUAUAAAUAGAAUCGAAAAUCUAGAUUGAUUAAUUCGUCGAUAAAAAGUGAAUGAAAACAAUGCACAAAUGACGCUGCAACGACAUAAAACGAACUUUCUUCCACAAAGACAAAGUAAACAAAAUAAUAUUAGCUACGAUGAGAACAGCAACAAGAACCACAACAAUAACCACAACAACAACAAUUGCCCACCCCGAACCCCCAAAUGGGCCAACAAAUGCACAAUACUCCUCCUCAUCCUUCUGUUGUCGUCGUCCUGCCAACUAGGUCGAUCACAACAACAACAACAACGCCGCGACACGGAAUUGGAGACCAUCGAAGUACAGCAGGAUAAUGAGAAUGAGAACGACAACGAUAUCGAAUUCGCCAGUCUAGAUGGCGCCACACAAUUGCUGCCAGCAACGCGUCACAACAACGACGCCACUGCGGCGCCACCGUCGACGCCAUCCUUGCUGCUGACAUCAUCGGCCAACUCGUACACCGAACUUCAGGGUGGCGAGAUACUCAGCGAGCGAACUCUGCGCCUUAGCGAGAGUCCGUACCUGGCACGCGAUGACCUGGAGGUGCUUCGUGGCGCCCGUCUGACCAUCGAGCCGGGCGUGACUGUUGAGUUUGCGCCCACCAAGGGCCUCAAGGUGCGCGGCGUGCUACAAGCUGUGGGCACACCCACAGCGCGCAUCGUGCUGAGAUCUCAAAGUAAUGCUGCCAAUGUUAAAAUGGAGCUGCCCGAUGAGCAGGAGAAGGGCAUACGUUUAGUGGAUGGACCGACGCCAGUGGAGGGCAGACUGCAGCUUUAUCACAAAGGUGCCUGGCGUUCUGUGUGCUCCAAUUCAAGAAAUUGGACCAUGGCAGACUAUGCGGUGGCCUGCAAACAGAUGGGCUAUCGAGGAGGACGCUUCUGGAAUUGGGUAGAACGCACGCCUGGCUAUUAUCCUCGACUGCUCUACGAGCAGCCAAAGUGUCGGGGCAGUGAGAACAGUUUAAUGGACUGCAGCUGGAGUUCGAGACAAAUGGGCGCUGGCUCCUGUGAUUAUCACAAUGAUCUGGGCAUCCAGUGUCUGCCAGUGCACUCGAAAGCUCUGGGACAUUGGCGUGGCAUCUACUUUGACAAUGCGCCAUCCACAAAGUCAUUGGGCAGGGAUAACACCGUCUAUGCGGCGCAGUCCGAAUCGCGGCUCAAGUAUGUGGAUAUCAUUAGGGCUGGCAAUGGCGCGGGUUUCAGUGCCAAGUCAGCGCUGGAGGUGCAGGGAUUGCCACCGCAAAUGGAACAUGUCGUCAUCAGUCAUUCGGCAUACACGGGCUUCAAUAGCACACGACCCUGGGCAGGCUUCCAGCUGCAGAAUGUCACCGUGCGCAAGAGCAACGGCAUUGGCAUCUUCGUGAACUCCAGCCAAGGAUUGGUGCAACUCGAGGGCUGCUCUGUGGUGGACAAUGCUGCCGAUGGCAUCAAGUAUGUUGGCCACGAUCUGCGUGGCACCGAGCGCACUGAUCGCGCCAGCAUCUACGACUUUUGUACACUGCCCACGACGUCCGGUCAAACGUAUCCCAUCUCGUUGUCCUUCACCCAGAAGUAUUACGCAGGCUCCAGCAAGGAGUGCAGCAAAUAUUUCUUUACACGACCUGGCUACCUGCUCACCCUACACUUUGAGUACUUUAUGAUGCAGCAGAAUGACACGGGCACAGUGGAGAUCUUCGAUGGCGCCUCUUCCAACGAUCGCCUGCUCUUCCAGUGGCAGGCGAGAAACUUCACCCGACCGCAGAGUGUGACAAGCACACGAGAGAAAAUGUUUGUGCGCAUACGAGCAGACGCUCGAAGAGAAAUGAAUGGAUACUUCCGCAUAACCUCUGGGGAUGCUGUGGCCUAUGAUCUUCGUGUGGCGCAGUCCACGGUGGAGGACAAUGGUGGACGUGGCGUCGCCAUUGACAAUAUUCGCUCCAAGCUGCAUGUGCACGCCAGUUCGGUGUCCGGCAAUGGACAUGUUGCUGGUGUGCAUGUGACCAGCGGUGCAGGUGAUGUGAACAUCACCAGCAGCAACAUUAGCUUCAACAAUGGCGCAGGAGUUAAUAUUACCUACUAUGGAGGUAAUAGAAAUAUCUCCCGCUCCGCCUUGAACUCGAAUCGUGGUUAUGGAAUGGCGACUUGGUUAAAUCAUACUACUGAUGUGGAUCGAGUGGAGUAUAUACCUUUCAAUCAGACCAGUGUGGUGGAGUAUUCGCAGAUUGGCGGUAAUCUGGAGAUGGGUGUGUUCCAUGGCAACUACUGUCGCCCCAUUUGGGUCAACAUCACAGGAAAUACCUUUAACGGCAGUCAACAGAACGACAUCUUCGUCGAGUCGUGUUACCAGGCAACGGAGAAUGGCAGGGCAAACAUGCAACUGCAGCUGGGCCACAAUUUGUUCAAAUACAGUCAAGCGAAUUCCAUAUAUCUAAGUCCUGCGCUCAAUCUACAGGGUCGCAUCGAGUACAACAUGUUCAAAUUUGGCGCUUAUGGCUGCAUCUAUGUGAACAACGAUUACAUCUUCCAGGAAUUUAACUAUCUGCCGGUCAAGUUGCUUAUUCAGAGCAAUUACUUUAUGCGCAACAGUGGACUGCAUGUGGUUUCCCUUGCUCUCUCGCCUUACAGUCGUGCGGAGGUUCAAUACAUUUUAUUCACACGGAAUUUUGUGCGUAGCAAUAACAUCACCGAAGCUUUUGGACCGCUAAUUGCGGGCAGCGAGGGAAACGAUGGCGCGGGGCGAUUAAAUCCUCGAUCACGGGUUGCUGCCCCGGUUGUCGUGGGCUCCAGCAAUGUGGACAUCUUUAGGAAUAUUCUGCACAAUCUUGACUCGGCGUAUGAGAUUGGUUCGCAGUUAACGGAUCAGAGUCAGAUCAUCAAUGCCACCUGCAAUUGGUUGGGUCAUACAGAUGAGAAUCGCAUCUACGCCCGUCUCUUUCAUCGUAAUGAUCGCUACAAUCUAGCCAAAAUACAAUACAUUCCUUACUUGCUGCACAGUUCCAAUCCGGGCUCUACGGCCAUGAUCACAGUCUCUACGGUGGUGCCGCGUUUCUUCCACGAGGGAUCCGAUGUCAUUGGUGGCGAGGUCGAUGGCCAGGACACGGUGCCAGCGGGCACUUAUACUGUAACCAAGGAUAUUAAUAUUAGACCUGGUGGCAAGCUCAUCUUACAGCCUGGCACAACGCUGCGCUUUGAACCGAGUGUCGGCAUGAUGGUGGCAGGAAAAUUGGAAGCUAGAGGACGACGUCCUGACGAUAUUCUCUUCACGCUGAAGCGGGAGACGAUCAUUGGAAAUGACACCGAAGGUAUUGACCUGGAUAGCGAAACGGAGGCAAUUGACAUGGAAACCGAAGUCCUGCCCGUGGAUACCGUGCCCAGGGUGCCGGUGCGACUUUUGGGCGGCGCAGGAGCUCACGAGGGUCGGCUACAGGUCUAUGUGAAGGGACGCUGGGGCACCGUCUGCGACUACGGCUGGAAUGUUCUCAAUGCCGCCUUGGUUUGUCAUCAGCUGGGCUAUUCCCUGAAUCCUCAGGACUGGCGUUUGCUGCGCUCUCAGCUACCCAAUGCUGGCACCUCGGAGGACGUGCUAUUGGCCAAUGUGCGUUGCACUCCCCACGAUCGAGAUGUGACCAAGUGUCGUGCCGAGUACGAGUUCGAGAACAGCUGCAGUCAUGAAAGCGAUGUGGGUCUACGUUGCUACGAAGGCGCAUGGGCGGGAGUGAGAUUUAGCAUGUUGGCGGAACGCGCAGAUCUACAAUAUGUGACCGUAGAAAAGGCAGGACUAUUUGACUACACAACAAACUCCUUUAAGCCCGCACUGCAAAUGGAUCAUGCACGUCACAAUCUGGAGAAUGUGCGUGUGGUAAACAAUCUACAGGAUGGCUUGGGAAUUAUCUAUGCGGAUAUAUAUGCGGGUAAAUCGGUGAACAACAUAAAGAACUCGGAAUUCUCGGGAAAUCGUGGCAGCGGUAUUAGCAUGAAACAGCUCGAUUUUCGAAUUUCCGGUUCAAUUAUCAAGGAGAAUAAAGGCAGUGGCAUCUCGCAUGACGCAGUUAUAGCAUCGCUGGAUCAAAAGGAAAUUGGCGGAUGGUUCAAUAUGGCUAGGGAUUUUAACUCUUACGAUACAGACUAUGAUCCCUAUGUGCUGCCCCACGAAUUGGCAAACAUUGAUCUUGGCACUUUUGAGCAUAAAUACAUACGUACCGAAGAAUUGUUGGGGCAAUCCAUCAGUCGCAAGAUUGUGGUGCAGUGUCCUGCUGGUUAUGUGAUUGGCAUACAGCUACUAAAUCCCAUACAUAACCUCUCCACGGAGAGCAUUAGCAUCCUCAAUGCACGCACCGAGAACAUACGCAGCGAUCUGUGGCAGGUCAAAAGGGAUCUUACAGUGUUCCCUGCAACGAGCAGCAGCUAUGGCAUCAUCAUCUACUACGAGAGUGGUCUACAUGCGUUAGGAGGAGCUGUGCUUAUGUUGAGCACAGUCACAGCGCCAGUUCAGAACAUUAGAAAUCGGAUUGUGAGUGGACCGGUACCCACUUUGACCAUACGCUCAACGAAGAUACAAAAGAAUCUGCGAGGAAUCACAGGUUAUUACUACAAUCGCUAUAUUGGCGACAAUGGGGAGUACUAUCUGCGCAAGGCCAACGAGUCCAUCAAGCUUAUCAACUCGGAACUUAGCUACAAUGAACGAGAGGCAAUAUUGAUCAAAUCACCUUUUUGGGAUGUCAUCUCCAGCAACAUAUCCGAGGUCACGCUGCACAUCAACAGUUCGCUGAUCACACAGAAUGGACAUGGCAUAAGACAAAUGUCUAAGGAUCUGCGCUCCUCAAACAAUCUCUUCCAUUACGUGAUCCAAGACACCACCGUGGAGCAGAACACACAUGGUGGCUUCCAGGUGGCAUUGCCUUAUGUCUGGCAAUACAACGAGAACUUUACGCACUCGAUUUACUUUGGCAACAGUACUUGGCAGCGCAACCGCGAUUUUCACAUCGGCGUCUUUGGCCACUAUGCGGUCUUUAACAUCACAUCAAAUGUGUUCCGCGAGAACAAUUGUCCGGGUGCGCUGAUCGCACUCGACGGCAUGGAGAAGCGUCUGCGCUUUGACAACAAUCGCUUCGAAGGCAACAGCGCAAAAUUUGUGCUGUUGUUCAAGGCGGACAGUCUGAGUGAGAUCAUUGGCCAAGUGCCUGCGAGCAUUGAGUACAAUUCCUUCAAGGGCAACAACAUUGUGAGCAUGAUGGCCGACUAUAGGCACUAUAUGCGAGCAGCGCGACGCAUUCGCAAACAACAUCAGCUGCCUAGUGCAGUCAUUCGUCUGGAUGGUGUGCAAACCGUGCGUUUGUAUCGCAAUCUCAUAGCGGAUAAUGAGAUGGAUUAUAAUCUGGUUGCGGGCGUAAGAUCAGCGCGUUUAAACAAUUAUUUCCAAGCGAAGGAGAAUUGGUGGGGCUCAAAGGAUGUGGCGUAUAUUGAGUCAAAGAUCUUUGACUUUGACAAUUGGAACGAUCAUGCGGAUGUUAUCUAUCAGCCCUUCCUCAUCGAAGACAGCUACGAUGCAAGCGUUUCGGUAGUAACCCCACCCAACGAGGACAUUUCCCUAUCGAGCUAUCGUGGCGGUCGUGUCUAUCGCGAUCUCACGCUUCCGAAGCAGGCAACACCUUACUACAUAGCCUCGGAUAUCACAGUGAUGCCUGGCACAACGCUGACUAUACAACAUGGCGUUACUCUCGAAUUUGAGCCUAAUGUGGGCAUCUUGGUGCUGGGCACACUAAUGGCCAUAGGCUACAAGGAGUCACCAAUUGUGAUGCGACCCUUUAGGAAUGCGAGCAGGGAAUCGUUGAUUGCAGCGCCGCCUCGCAAGCGUCGUGCUUUGGAGGACAUGAGUGCGGCAUUAACGGACUUCGACUCCAUCAGACUCUGCACAAGUGCGAGCAACUGUACCGGAGAGGCGGAUGGCGUGUAUGGACUGAAUGAGGGCUUCCUGGAGUACUUCAAUCACACGACACUGCAGUGGGUGCCCAUUUGCGAUGGUCGGUUCACCGAACGCAAUGCCCAGGUCGUUUGCCGUGAGUUGGGCUUUGAUCCGCUCAAUGUCUACUACGGUCACGAUAGGCGCAUUGAGUUCCACACGAACUCCUUGACACGCAUCUGGUCGUGGGUGCAACCGCUCGAGUGUCGUGGCGAUGAGGAACGCAUGGAGGAUUGUGCCGAGCGUUUGAAUGGUCAGCUCUAUGGGCAUCGUCACGAAUGCCGUUGGGACGAUGUCUAUGUGUUUGUCAGCUGCAAUAGCAUUGCCGACGACGAGGUUUAUUGGGGUGGCAUUCGCUUUUCCAACUCCAAGUUCGAGGAGCUGCAAUACGAACAUCGUUUGCACAAUUCGCGCUCGCAUGGUAAUCAGCCACAGCGCGAAAGUCAGCUGGAGUUUGUGCAGAUCGAAAAUGCAGGCAUCCUUCAUAAUCACAAGGCAGCUGCCAUUCAGGCCAUACACAAGAAUCCCUCCAUCAGUUCGGUUACCAUCAAGAACUCGGCCAAUCACGGCAUCAAUCUAAUUGCGCCAAGUGGUAAAUUGAACCUCAAUCAUUUGAACAUCAAUAAAACCCUGGGCACGGGCAUCAGCAUUGUGUCGCUGAGCGGCGAGGGACGCGACAGUGAUGAGUCCAGCUUUACACCGCUCAAAAAACUUGAUUUGCCCUACAAACUGUUCUCGCUGAUCGACAUCUGUGAUCCACAGAAGGUGCUGAGCAUCGAGGAACGUAUGCUAGUCUACUAUAAAUACGACAACAAUCCCGUCAAUUGUGUGAAGAUCUUUACCUCCGCGUUCCGUGCCAAGCCCAUUGGUUUCCGUCUGCUGCAGUCGAAUCUUUUUAAUCACUCCAAGCUUUAUGGACGCACCGAUUUCAUCAAGCUCUACGACGGCGAUAUCUACAAUGUGACAGCCACGUAUCUGGGCAAAGUCGAGUCUGAUACGGACAAUCAACGUUCCUUUUUCAAGACCAAGGGUCCAACGUUGAGCCUGCAACUUGUUGCAAGUGGCGCCCCAGAGACACACGGCUUCAUUGCAGAGAUUGUCACCGUGCCCAUUUCGACGCUGGGACAAUAUCGCGAUGCUCUGCACAAUAUCACAGAUACUCACAUCGCGGGAGCAGUGAAGGGCGCUGUUAGCUAUGCUUCUGCGGGAGAGGUGACUCCAACUUUGACCCUCAUCGGGAACCGCAUAGAACGCAACUGUAAACAGCUCUACGGCAAUUUCUCCACCUGCGCCUCAGCCCUCAACUUGGAUGUGCAGAACAUGAAUUCAUUGUACUUUAUGAACAAUCUACUGCUGGAGAACCAAGGUGGAUUACGUAUACGCGCUGAUUCGCGUGGAUCGGCGACUUCGCUGCGUGGAUUCGUGCAUCACAAUCUUUUCAUGCGCAAUCGCAAUCGUCCAGCGCUAUUUGUGGAGGGUCGUCAGUCAUCGCCGUACCAGGAAGUAGAGCUCUAUCGCAACUACUUUGCACAGAAUAAUGCUGGCUAUGCUGAGGUCAUUCGCCUAUGCCAGGUGGUGUCCAACUUUAGUUACAACUAUGUGCACAGCAACAUUGGAGGUCGCAUCAUGGAGGUGUCUGGUUUCGAGAAGGUUCGCCUGCAGAUCUACCAGACCACAGCGCACAAUGGAUUCUACCGCAAUGUGGCCACCAACUGGAUGUCCCGGGCAACGAUUGUUGCAGGCACUGCGGGUCAACAAUAUGUCGAUAACAUAUUCGAGAACUACGAAAACGAUUACGAACUACUAACUGUCAAUAAUUCCAUUAUGAGUUUUGACUAUGAAAACAGGACCUUUGAGACUUGGAGCUCCAAGAUUGAUGCACGUCACAAUUACUGGAGCUACAAUAAUACUAUUUCAGUGCAAUCCCGCAUUAGGGACAAAUAUGACGAUCCCAUGCUUCUCGAGGUGCUCGCUGUGCCCUUCCAGAUGAACAACGAGACCAUUUUGGAUGGCAAAUGUCCCCCGGGUUGGGCUCUGGUGCAGGACACCUGUUUCACCUACGUGGGUGCGCCGAUGACCUUCCAUGAGGCGCGUGAUUUCUGCCGCUCGGAGAACUCAACAAUGCCCUUCAUACGCACUGAUAGCACUACACUGUGGAAGUAUCUUCAGAGUCAGAUGCGGCAUCUGAAGUAUCCGGAGAAGGUCUGGAUACAGGAUUACAACCACAUUGAACGCUGCACAAGCUUCGUGUUUGGCGAGAUCGAGGUGGAGGAUUGCGCCAGGGAGCGUGGCUUUAUCUGCGAAAUGGAUCCAAGAGUCAUCAUUGAUCCGCUGUCGUGGCGUGCAGACAUUUUUGCCAUCAGUAUUAUCUCCGCCUUUGUGCUCGCUAUCAUCUUGCUAAUUCUGGUGGCCUUCUGCUGGUUUGCCAAGUCCAAGCAUCGUCAUGUGCAGCGACUGCAGCGACGCAAUAGCAUUCGCCAGAGUCUGCGCAGCUUGAAUAGCAUCGAUCCCCAAGGAUCGCUGCGCCGUCGUCCCAAUUAUAACAUGUCCAGCAACGGCACGCUAUCCAAGAGCCAAGACUACAAACAGAUGGUGGCCAACGGCUCCAUUGAUUCCAUGGACAAGAGUGUGCUUACUUCGGAGGCGGGCAGCUACGAGGGCUAUGAACAGAAGCCGCAUUACAACGAGUACGUCAAUCAGAAUGCGCUACGCCCAGCUGGCCAGGAACAACACCAUCAUCAGCAGCAGCCACACAAGGUGGCCACCAUCUCCAAGGGCAGUGCUCAUCGAGCUCGCGCGGCUGCAGCUGCCGCUGCCUUGGAACCCGAUGCCUUUGAGCUGAGCUAUCGCAACGAGGGCUUCAGGGAUAACUCAACGUAUGGCGGCAACACACGUGCCAACUCCAUUAGCACCAGCGUGGCUGAAGACACGCCCAUCAUACAUCACACAGACGCCGACGCCGAGGAGAUUGGCUCGGAUUACUAUGGAAAUGCCAGCACUUUGCCACUGCGCACAGAUGCCGGUGGAAGCAGCAGUGCUGUUGGAGGCGCCACAGGCGGUGGACGACGUGGCCAGCCGGGGUUGGCUUUCCUCAGCGAGCUGAAACAGAAUCUGCCCGAAUAUCAGCGCAGCUCUCAUAGCAGUUUCAUGCCACAGCGCAGCAGCGGCGAAUCGUUGCCCUUUGACCAGAAGCUCGAUCAAUUCAACUUCUCCACGGAGUCAUCGCUCUAUCGUCCAGCGCCCGCAGUGCCGCCGCAAGCGACGCCGGCGGAUAUGCGUCGGCCGGACUCGUAUUACACGGCCGUGAGAAGCAGUAAGGCGCCCACAUCACAUUAUCGCGCACCCAGACCGCUGGCUCAGCCGCCGGCAGCGCCCACCGCGCAUACGUCACGCCCAAAGACUGUUUAUCAAACGGCCUCCUCGCAGGAGGCUUCGCCUACAACGCCAACGCUGCCAGCAUCAUCGCCUCUGGCCACUGCCAAUCCGUAUCAUCGCUCCAAGUCGGAGGCACUGCUGGAGACGGAUUUUGAUAGCGAGGCCGGCGACGGCGGCUUGGUGCCACUGCAUGCCAAUGGACGCAGUCACAGCCAGCCGCUAGAGACGGCCAUGUAAACCCUUCAUUCGCUACGUAGAUUUUAGUUAAUGCAUUAAGAUGAGAGAUUAUGAGAGACGAACACACCCCACGUUGUUUUAUGUAGUAGAAAACUUAAAGCAUUCCAUCCAUUAGUUGUAAACAUUUAACAUUAACCAUCAACACAUGCGAACGCAAAACAAACGAAUUAGUAUUAAAUACAUAAUUGUUGUAUAUAAUUGAUUUAACAUAAACAAUAAAUAAGUCAAUGCCAAUAUUCAAA